Messenger RNA from Anguilla rostrata (American eel), 1959 nucleotides. RefSeq lists its product as uncharacterized. The transcript has 7 exons. Bases 973 to 1851 code for a protein of 292 amino acids. The record is from RefSeq and is a predicted model, not a curated record. NCBI's taxonomy places the organism in Eukaryota, Metazoa, Chordata, Actinopteri, Anguilliformes, Anguillidae.
AAUAAAUAGUCUGUCCCUCCCAGUCUCAUUCAAGCAAGUUGGUCUCGAAAUAAUUCCAUAGAAACCAGUUGCUUGUUAACCUCAUUGCAAAAUAGUGGCAAAUGAUUGGUUUAAAUUAUAUGUACAUUUAAUUUCGUUAGAUUAGUCAACGCAAAAUCCCAUGUUGUUCGUGUAAAAUACGGGAAUAGCUCAGUGCGAGAAGCGCUGUUAAAAAUGAAGCGAGAACAGUGAGAGACGGUAUGCUUAAUAAAAAUUAAUCUUGAACAGUAGACGGAGAACUGGAAAAUGUUCACUGAUAAUGACAAAAUGUACUUUAGUAAAAACAAAAGUAGGGUUAAGUACAAAUCCCUCCUCAGUUGACCUAACGAACGGAGUAGCUUCCGUUACAACACAUCUGGAGGAAGAUCAAAAAUAUUUCCAAUUGGCCUAGUUCUAAAACUUUGCGCUGUAGCCUGUGCAACAUUUGUUCAGACUAAUCUGCCAUAAUCCCAAUUGCUUUUGUCAUUUUUCAGGAUUAUGGAAUAUUGGAUAAUUCCGUGGAAUACGUGGCAACUGUUGUGCUUUGCUGGGGAAAUAAAACGUAUAGAGAGCAGAGAGAGGUUGUAAAGGAUUUUAUGAACCUACGGGAGAGUGGUCUGAUCCCUUGGUAUGUCACGAUCGAAGACAUGAAAGCAUGGAUGAUCUCCAGAGAUCAAAAUAUCAUCAAGGAAAGAUUCCAGAGGGAAGAUUCAGACAGAAAGGAUGACCUGAUCUACCUGGCAGUGUGGAAAUGCUGGCGUUGUACCCCCCAGUGCCUUUGCCCUGCAUUAUCAGUACUUUUACACUAAAUACCCGCCUCGUUUCGAUGCCCGCGCCGUUGUCCAGCGGGCACUGAAGGACAUUAUCCACGAGCUGGCGUACCCGCCCGCCUCCCGUCCGCAGGCCCUGCCAGACGUGGUACUGGACACGGUCGCCUGCCUGUUCCAGGUCAUAAUGGAUGAGGGCGGGGCCGGAGGCGGAGCUACAGAGGAGACGGACAUGAGGCUGCUCAGCGGCAUGGCCGUCGGCACGGUGAUCUCCGUGCUCUGCGAGGUCCGCGCUGACGUCCACCUGACCGUGGAGUUCCCGUGGGCUACCCGGGCCAAAGUGGUGGCCUGGGUUCUCACUGAGCUGCAGAGGAACGCGGGUUCCGCUCAGGCCCUGAAGGGGGCGCUGUGCGCCAAGGAAACCCGCACCGCCGCUGCCAUAGCCACAGCGGUCACCGUGGAGAUCAGACGGCUCUGCCACGCUGCACACGCCUCGCCCAGCACGGCCAUGGCAUUGCCGGCACUUGGGGAGGAGGCCGUCGCUGGGGCAACAGCGACUGAAGAAGUGGAAUCAGCAGAAAGGCAGGAUGACUCAGCUGAGCCCCCGCUGGACAAUUCGGGAACUGCAGUCCCACAGGUGGUUGUGAUGGAGCAGAGGGAGUUGCAGGAGACCCGCGACACCGCCGCCGUCUCCACGGCGAUCGCCGCUGCCGUCCCCAGCGCUGGCAUGACAGUGAUGGAGCGCGGAGGAGACGCCGUCGCCGGGGCGACAGAGAGCAAGGAAGUGGAACCGGCAGAAAGGCAGGAUGACGCAGCUGAGCCCCCGCUGGCCGAUCUGGGAACUGCAGUCCCACAGGUGGAUGUGAUGGAGGAGAGGGCGAUGGAAGAUGCUUGUGCUGUGGAUGCACAGAAGGGGCCAGAGGGGCUUGCGGAGGGAGACUGUCGGCCAGGGGACCGCCCACAGAAGCGGGGAAAGAAGAGUGCAGUGUGGAGGUUCUUCGGCAGGGUUUGGACUGCCCUGAAGAGCUCCCUCUGCUGCUGCAGUGUCUCUGAGGGGCGGGAAUGAAGGGGUGUGGUCCAGCCCCCACCCUCCCCCUCCCUACAUAGACCCAACCGCCCCUGCCCACCUCUGCCCUGCCCCCCCUCCCCCACCCCUGCCCCGCCCACCUCUGCC